Molecule: messenger RNA, 3069 nt
Organism: Vigna angularis (adzuki bean)
Lineage: Eukaryota; Viridiplantae; Streptophyta; Magnoliopsida; Fabales; Fabaceae
Exons: 1
Coding region: 2217-2807 (196 amino acids)
Molecular function (GO): protein binding
Source: RefSeq, a predicted model, not a curated record
UUUUUUUUAUUUCUUUUAUUUUUAUGUUGGUUUAUGUUCAAAUUAAUCAUUUUUUUCUCUUAAAGUUGGUUGGAGUUUUCAUUCCAACCAACCUAACGAUGGACAUAUAGUCAGUGAAUUUGAACUUACACGUACAUAAACUUAUUUUAAUAGAUUCAUAUUUACUUGUAUUAUCCAUUUCAACGUAUCAAAAUAAGUUUUCUUCUAAGCUAUUAGUUUUUUUUAUUGUAUUCUGAAUAAUUUAUGUGAAUAUAAUCUAUUUUAGAAAACCCUUCAAUUUUUAUUGAUUAGUUUAUUAACUAAUUUUAUCAAACAGUUUUCAAUUCAAUUAUAUAAGUUGUAAUUAUUCCAUUUCUAACUUAUAUUUAAGUUCUAACUAGUUUAUAAGCUUUCAACUUAUUUUAUCUGACUGUACUUAAGGUAUAUUUGGUAAACACUUCAACUUAUAAAUUAUAUUAAAAUUAACUUCAAUUAAUUAAGUUAAUGGAUCAUAAACACCAAUAGAGAUAAUUUCUAGCAGCUGGCGUUUCUUGUCCACUGAAGUGAAAGUUAGGGUUUCAAAUUUUAACCAAACAAGCUAUAGAAAAUAUGUAUUACGAAAUGAUUUUGGUAAAGUGGCUUAAAAUGAUAAAAAGGAAAAGAAAAUAAAAAACAUAUUAUUUUAUUUGCAGAAUUUGAAGGAGGAAGGUAUACAUUUCCAAAUCACGUUAUAAUUUUAUCUUUAUUGAAUGGGUCCGAAUAGGCAUUAUCUAAUUCCACAGUAACGCGAAACUGAAAGAGUAAUUUCAAACAGCAACUUUCUGGAUAAAUGUUAGAUUUGAAUUAUGAAGAUAGACAUUUGAAAAAUAAGGUUUGGAUUAUUUGGUGUAUGAGAAAAAGCAUAAGUCAAGGGGAUUACGCAACAAUUAACGUAGAAAAUACAAUUCAUAGGAAAGGUUUCUAGAAUGGGAAAAUAUUACCAUAUAAUUUUCAACUAAAAAUGUAUUCACGUGCAACUUGUUGCUGCUGAUUGAAACUUUUAGAUGCUGCCACCUCAGAAACUUUCAUAACCAUAAAGAAAAUAUAUUAAUUUUACGGAUCGAAAACAUUAAUAUGCCAAUUAAAUUGGGCUAAUAGUUAUACAAUUCACGUUACAGGGUAUUACAUUUCUCCUAUAUACAAUCCAUUGUCUUUAUUUCAUAGAUUUGUAUGACAAAGCAUCAUAAAUUAAUUAAAUUGUUAUAAAAAAAUAUGAAAUAGUAUAAUUAAGAAAUAGUUUUAAAUAAACAAAUUUGAUUAAAUGAUAAUUUAGAACACAUUUUUGUUUUCUAAAUUAAAAAAUAUAUAUACAACUUCGGGGUCCAACCCUCAAUUUCGAACAUGUUUCUUUAUUUGAUCUUUUAUAUCUUAAUUAAUUAAACUAAUCUGGGGAUGUUUUAAGUGAAUGUUAGGUCCAAGAUAAAAUUGAACUAGAACGAAAGAAAUAAACUUAUGCAAAAUUAAGAUUUAACUAAAAUUAUUAAUUUUCUAAAAUGAAAGGAUUUAAAUGACAAAAAAAUAGAAAAACGAAAAUAGAUAAUAAAUUGUCAAAAGAAGAUAUUUAUUGAGAUGCAAACUAAUUAAUCAUAAAACAUUGAAGGUAAAAAACAAAUUAUAAAAAAUUUAACGAUAAAAAAAAAUUCUAAUUUUUCUAAGAAAAAUACUAAAAUAAAUGAAUAAAUAAAAUAUAAGACCAAAAAGUAUAUUUUAAAAAACAAUUCGAAAUUACAUAAAUUAUUUCUAUUUUUAUUUAUUUGUAGAAUGAAUAUGUGUAAUAAAACUUGAUACUAAACUUUUUCACAUAUAUGUAAGUACUUGAAGAUAAUUGUCGCCACAGUUAGAGAGGACAAUUCCAUUUUAAUUAAUGCAUAUAAUGCAAAAAAAAUACAUAUACACAGUGAUAUAUUAAUGCAAUUGUACUAUACAAAUAUAAUAUCAAUAAUUAAUAAUAAUGAAUGAAAGAAUGAAAUGAAUUUUUCAAAUCUCGAAAAUCAACUUAAUGGAAGGAAUUAAAUGGUUUUAGUAACUAUCAGCAAUUUUGGUAACUGAAGGAGACGAUUUGAAUUCCGAAAGCAUCAAAAUCGGAGCCCUAAAACGUGUAACACAACUUCCGACCCGAAUCCAGACAAAACCGAAGCAUGUAAGAUUGAAGCUGAAGAACGGGAUUCAGAAAAAACCAAGAAAGAAUCCAAACCUCGAUGGCGAUCAUGACGAGGAAGCGACGGCGCAUGAUGGUGGAAGCGGCGGCAGCGGUGACGGUUACGGCCGUCCUGCCGGAGGAUCUGAUGAUCGAGAUCUUGGCUAGGGUUAGGGUUAGCAACCCCUUGCAACUGAGGUGCGUGUGCAAGCGAUGGAAAUCGUUGGUGGUGGAUCCCCAAUUCGUGAAGAAGCACCUCCAGAAAUCGUUCUCGGACAUCACGGAUCUCGCCUCCAAAGCGAUGGAGGACAUGAACGCGUUUCAAUUGCAGCUCAAUUACGCCCCUGCAUUGGCCGAGCAACCACAAGAAGAGGAAGAAGGUGAGGAAGGAGAAGAGGAGGAGGAAGACGAAGAAGACGCACAUUCUUUGGUGAAUGAGUUGGCUCAGUUGGAUAACAUGUUGGUGGUGGUUCGUUCUCUCAAAGGGAGCUUGGAAACGAUCAAGUUUGAUGUGCAAGCCAUCAAGGAGAGAGUUAAGUGUCUUCAGAGUUUUCUUCAAAUUUAUCUCAAGACAAGAGCUUCUUCUUCUUCUUCUUCAUCAUCAUCAUCAUUUUCUUCUUCUCCCUCUUCUUCUAAUUCACACUCUAUCUGAUUCUCCUUUUCUUUUUUGUUUUAGUUUUCUCAAUUUUGCAACUGUUGAUCUAUAAAUAACUUCACAGGGUUGCCUUUUCUUUUCUUUUUUUUUUGAAAGAAAAAGAGUGAUUUGAAAUGACGAAGGAAGUAAUGUGGGAGUAAAUUAUUUGGGGGGUUUGGUGCCAUUGUUUGUGUUGAGAGAUGGGUCAUGUGGAAUUAAUCUUUUUUAUUUGUUCAUGUGCUUAGUUAGUUGAAUGUGAAGAACAGAACAAGAUUGCUUC